This is a messenger RNA of Onychomys torridus (southern grasshopper mouse), 3060 nucleotides long. It is a transcript of the gene Slc13a4, whose product is annotated as solute carrier family 13 member 4. Gene Ontology annotation, molecular function: transmembrane transporter activity. The transcript is spliced from 16 exons. Gene Ontology annotation, biological process: monoatomic anion transmembrane transport. The record is from RefSeq and is a predicted model, not a curated record. NCBI's taxonomy places the organism in Eukaryota, Metazoa, Chordata, Mammalia, Rodentia, Cricetidae. Gene Ontology annotation, cellular component: membrane. Bases 656 to 2542 code for a protein of 628 amino acids.
GACUCUUCAGGCCUGCUUUGGAAGUCCAGACUCCAGGAAAACUAUAAGUAGAAGCCUAGUUUGAAGGAAAGAAAUCUAAAGAGUUACGGUGUGAGGUUCUGGGAGACAGCUCCCCCCAACUCCAAUCUGAGGUCUACAUGUGCCUCAGACUAACAUUGGUGCUUGCUUUAAGGGAAGGGAGCUACCAGAUUUUUACCAGCAGCCAGGUCGAAGGUAAAGCAGCAGCUGCCCCCAAACAGGUCACCAGGAAGAAGAAAAGAGACCGUUCUUAUUUUUUAAAGCCUUCAAUGGUUCUUCAAGGCUGAUCAGCAGCCGCAAGCACAUUGCUUGUGAAGGCUUUUGCUGACUCCUAGAAUGAAGCCACCUUCUUGUUAGCCACAGAGAGAGGACCCACCACCCCCGGUAUAUAAUCCUUUUCCAGCUCCUUUUCGAUGGCCAUAACACCAUGCUGUUCAAUCCCACCUAAGACAGAAGGCAAGGAGCCCAGCUUUCUGGGGAAACGGGGCACAGCUACCCUGCUUUUGUGCUCCCAAGACCAAAGAGGACUGACUCUCGGAAGCCAGGCAAGGUGUAAGAAGUCUUCCUGGACUGAGAGCGGAGCAUAGUGUGGAUCAGAGGAGAACGCCCUCGAGAACUCACUCCAGACAGGUCCACCAUGGGUUUGCUGCAGGACCUUCUCCAAGCAAGAAAGCUGUUACUGGUCAUCUGUGUGCCGCUGCUGCUGCUGCCUCUGCCCACCAUCUACCCCACCAGUGAGGCUGCCUGUGCUUACGUGUUGCUUGUGACUGCUGUGUACUGGGUGUCCGAGGCCGUACCUCUUGGAGCUGCAGCCCUUGUUCCUGCCUUCCUCUACCCAUUCUUCGGAGUUCUCCGAUCCAGUGAGGUGGCGGCCGAGUACUUCAAGAACACCACACUGCUGCUGCUGGGUGUCAUCUGCGUGGCAGCAGCUGUGGAGAAGUGGAAUUUGCACAAGCGCAUCGCCCUGCGCAUGGUCUUGAUGGCUGGAGCCAAGCCGGGCAUGCUGCUGCUGUGCUUCAUGUGCUGCACCACCAUGCUGUCCAUGUGGCUCUCCAACACCUCCACCACCGCCAUGGUGAUGCCCAUCGUGGAGGCCGUGCUGCAGGAGCUGAUCAAUGCUGAGGAGGAGCAGCUGGGGGCAGGCAACUCCAGCACUGAGGAGGCUGAGCUCAUGGGUCUUGACGUAAGCAACAGACAAACUUCUGUGGAACUCAUCUUUGUCAAUGAAGACACAACGACUGCAGACUUCACUUCUCUGAUGCAGAACAAGAACCUGAAUGGUGUGCCCAUGGUCACCAAACCUGUCAAAACAACAAACCAACAACAACAGAAGAGACAACAUUCAUCCCAGGAAAAGCCAGGAGUCCUGACCCCCAGCUCCAAGAACCCAGAACCAAACAGGAAGAAAUACAGAUCCCACCAUGACCAAAUGAUCUGCAAGUGUCUCUCUCUGAGCAUCUCCUACGCCGCUACCAUCGGUGGCCUGACCACCAUUAUUGGCACCUCUACCAGCCUCAUUUUCCUAGAGCAUUUCAACAACCAGUAUCCAGCGGCAGAGGUGGUGAACUUCGGAACCUGGUUCCUCUUCAGCUUCCCCAUCUCUCUCAUCAUGCUGGUGGUCAGCUGGUUCUGGAUGCACUGGCUCUUCCUAGGCUGCAACUUUAAAGAGACCUGUUCUCUGAGCAAGAAGAAGAAGACCAAGAGGGAGGAGCUGUCAGAGAAGAGGAUCCGGGAGGAAUAUGAGAAGCUGGGGGACAUCAGCUACCCUGAAAUGGUGACUGCAUUUUUCUUCAUCCUGAUGACGGUGCUGUGGUUUACCCGGGAGCCUGGCUUUGUCCCUGGCUGGGAUUCUUUCUUUGAAAAGAAAGGCUACCGCACUGAUGCCACGGUCUCUGUAUUCCUCGGCUUCCUGCUCUUCCUCAUUCCAGCGAAGAAGCCAUGCUUUGGGAAGAGGAGAGACGGGGCAAGCCAGGAGCCCACUCAAGGGAUAGAGCCCAUCAUCACAUGGAAGGACUUCCAGAAAACUAUGCCCUGGGAGAUUGUCAUCCUGGUGGGAGGAGGCUACGCUCUGGCUUCUGGCAGCAAGAGCUCUGGCCUCUCCACGUGGAUUGGGCACCAGAUGCUGUCCCUGAGCAGUCUCCCAUCAUGGGCUAUCACUCUGCUGGCAUGUGUCCUGGUGUCCAUCGUCACAGAGUUUGUCAGCAACCCAGCCACCAUCACCAUCUUCCUGCCCAUCCUAUGUACCCUGUCUGAGACGCUGCACAUCAAUCCACUAUACACCCUGGUCCCAGUCACCAUGUCGAUCUCCUUUGCUGUGAUGUUGCCUGUGGGCAACCCCCCCAACGCCAUCGUCUUCAGCUAUGGGCACUGCCAGAUCAAAGACAUGGUGAAGGCUGGCCUGGGAGUCAAUGUCAUUGGCCUGGUGAUAGUGAUGGUGGCCAUCAAUACUUGGGGAGUUAGCCUCUUCCACCUGGACACGUUCCCAGCCUGGGCUAAGGUCAGCAACAUCACCGAUCAGACCUAACACAAGUGGACAGUUAAUUAGCACAGCCAGAGCUGAGCCACCAGUAAAGACCACUGGGAGCACACCGCCCAGACCCAUGCGGAGGAUAUCCAUCACCAGAUUCCUCCACCUGCCACCAGACUCGAUGGGUGUGUCUCCUUCCCAGCCUGCCUGCUCCCCUUAGCACCGACUCUCAAGAAAGCCUACAGCUGCUCUCUCCCUGUGUCCAGCCCUAACUCUUCCUGAAGACCAGAAAUGCUGCAAGCCUUAGUUCCCUGAGGGAAGCCUCACAAACUGACUGGCCUCCCUGUCAUACCUUCCUAGGAAUCGGAAAUAGCAGAGCACUCUGCUUACACAAACCCCAGGACCUGUGACCUCUCUUCUGGGGGAAAGCCUUACCUAGUGUUCUCAAGCAUUUCUAUCUGUGUCUAGGAAAAGGUAACCCUUGGGAGGUUCUCUUUGUGGCAACCUGUAGUUUUAUUUGCCUUAAGUCUCAGUCUCUCUCUCUCUCUCUCUCUCUCUCUCUCUCUCUCUCUCUC